AUGACGAGAACAUAUAAAAAGGGUGCUGCCAGAGAGAAGCAGCAACAUCUCUGAAGACAACAAAGAGCUGCCAGGUAAAGCUUCAAGAACAGCAGAGGAGAAAGACAAUGUGGACACUGGUGAUUUUGAUAGCAGUCCUAGUGUGUCUUCUCACACUGCACUUCCUGAAUCAACUGUGGGCUCACAGGAACUAUCCUCCAGGGCCUCUCCGGCUUCCUAUCAUUGGGGGUGCAUGGCGGAUCUUAAUAAACUUCUCUCAGGAUUCCUUCAUUAAGCUGGCCAAGCAAUAUGGAAACGUUUACACCAUAUGGGCAGGGAAUUUGCCUGUGGUGGUUUUGUCUGGAUUCAAAGCGGUGAAAGAAGGUCUGAUCAACCAUUCAGAAUGUUUUGAUGAGCGACCGGUGACUCCUUUCUUCAAAACUUUAGCAAAUGAAAUGGGUAUUAUAUUGGCAAAUGGCCACACCUGGAAGCAACAAAGAAAGUUUGGGAUGGUUACCAUGCGGAAGCUGGGACUGGGAAAGAAAGGCAUGGAGCACCAAAUAGAAGAAGAGGCACUCCAGCUGGUUGAGACUUUUGAACGCAGCAAAGCGAGGCAGCCCAUUGACACUUCAUUACCCAUCAGAAAUUCUGUCUCUAAUGUGAUCUGCGCCGUGGCUUUUGGACAUCGCUUUUCGAUGGACGAUGACGAAUUCCUCAAGUUGAAGGAAGCUGUGGAAUUUAUGUUGCAAUAUAGUGCCACUUUAAUGAAUGCCUUGUACGAAACUUUCCCAUGGCUUGUGAAAAUUAUUCCGGGACCUUAUAAGAAGGCAACCCUUUUCACAGAGGUUGUGCUUGAGUUUGCGAGGAAGGAGAUAGCGUUCCACAAGAAGAACCAGGCACUGCAUGAUCCACAGGAUUUUACCGAUUACUACCUAUUUCAAAUAGAACAGAGCAAGGGUGACCCCAAUUCUACCUUCAAUGAAGAUAACUUGACUCAGUGCAUUUUUGACUUCUUUAUUGCUGGGACAGACACAACCACAACUACUCUUGAAUGGGCAGUGUCUUUGAUGGCCAUCUAUCCAGAUAUCCAGGGGAAAGUUCAGAAGGAAUUGGAAGAUGUUUUUGGUUCCUCCCAAUCUUUUGGCUAUCAAGACCGGAAGAAAGUGCCUUACACCAAUGCUGUGAUUCAUGAAAUUCAGCGUAUCCAAUAUGUAUUUCUAUUUGGAGUCCCCAGACAAAAUGAGAAGGAUGUGCACAUACUUGGAUAUCACAUUCCCAAGAGAACGUUUAUUGUGGCAGAUUUACGCUCUGUUCUCGUUGAUCCGAAGCAAUGGGAGACACCCGACAAGUUCAACCCAAACCAUUUUUUAGAUAAAGACGGCAAUUUUGUGGCUAAAGAAGCAUUCCUUCCAUUUGGCGCAGGAACUCGUGUGUGUCUGGGCGAGCAGCUGGCAAGGAUAGAACUCUUUGUUUUCUUCACCCGCCUGCUGAGGGCAUUCACCUUUCAAAUCCCAGAAGGAGUGAAAGACCUCAGUCUAGAACCCGUCGUAGGAUUCACGGUUCAUCCCAUUCGUCAGAAACUCUGUGCUGUUCCCCGCCCGACUGUUUGAUAAACUUCCAAAAUUAUAAGACUGGUUGAUUAGUCAUUGUUGAUCUCCACCUCGUCUCCCCCCCUGUUGAGUUGAU
Sphaerodactylus townsendi is the source of this 1665-nucleotide messenger RNA. RefSeq names its product cytochrome P450 2J2-like. Gene Ontology annotation, cellular component: cytoplasm; intracellular membrane-bounded organelle. Gene Ontology annotation, molecular function: oxidoreductase activity, acting on paired donors, with incorporation or reduction of molecular oxygen, reduced flavin or flavoprotein as one donor, and incorporation of one atom of oxygen; heme binding; iron ion binding. Gene Ontology annotation, biological process: arachidonate metabolic process; xenobiotic metabolic process. The record is from RefSeq and is a predicted model, not a curated record. The coding region runs from base 108 to 1589 and encodes 493 amino acids. Lineage: Eukaryota; Metazoa; Chordata; Lepidosauria; Squamata; Sphaerodactylidae. The transcript is spliced from 9 exons.